AUGUCGUUUAGGGUGGUUCGUAGUUCAAAAUUUCGCCACGUUUACGGGCAGGCGUUAAAAAGGGAACAGUGUUACGAUAAUAUAAGAGUGUCAAAGAGUUCCUGGGACUCUACGUUUUGUGCUGUAAAUCCCAAGUUUUUGGCCAUCAUCGUAGAGUCAGCUGGUGGAGGUGCCUUCAUAGUUCUACCUCACAAUAAGGUGGGCCGCAUCCCGGCUGAUCAUCCACUAGUGGGCGGACACAAGGGCCCGGUGCUGGACAUCGCAUGGUGCCCACACAAUGACAACGUCAUCGCUAGCGGCUCUGAAGACUGUGUCGUAAAGGUAUGGCAAAUCCCUGAUGGUGGAAUAUCAAGAACGUUAACGGAACCAGUAGUAGAUCUCGUGUACCACCAGCGUCGAGUCGGCCUCGUAUUAUGGCAUCCCAUCGCUCAGAACGUCCUGCUCACCGCUGGAUCAGACAACCAGAUUGCGAUAUGGAAUGUUGGUACUGGGGAGGUGCUACUCAGUUUGGACUGUCACCCGGACCUCAUUUAUUCAGCUUGCUGGAACUGGACAGGGUCGAAGCUAGUUACAACGUGCCGUGAUAAGAAGAUCAGGAUAAUAGACCCAAGAAAGGGCGAGGUAGAGUCGGAAGCGAUAGCUCACGAGGGCAGCAAAGCCUCCAGAGCUAUAUUCUUAAAACAUGGCCUUGUGUUUACGACUGGUUUCAGCCGAAUGUCGGAGCGUCAAUACACACUUCGUACCCCGGAUGCGCUCAAUGAGCCCAUAGUGACUGUGGAGAUUGAUACCAGCAAUGGAGUCAUGUUUCCACUAUAUGACCCUGACACUAACCUCAUCUAUUUGUGUGGAAAGGGAGAUUCUGUUAUCAGAUACUUUGAGGUGACACCAGAACCACCCUUCGUACAUUACAUCAAUACGUUCCAAACGCCAGAUCCCCAAAGAGGUAUCGGUAUGAUGCCCAAACGUGGAUGUGAUGUCGCCACCUGCGAAAUUGCUAAGUUCUACCGGCUCAAUAAUUCCGGGCUCUGUCAGGUGGUAUCGAUGACGGUGCCUCGAAAAUCGGAGCUGUUCCAAGAAGACCUCUACCCCGACACGUUGUCUGAUGAAGCCAGCCUCACGGCUGACGAGUGGCUCUCGGGAGAAGAUGCAGAGCCCUGUACCAUGUCUUUGAAGGAACGAGCGCUUGUCGUCCAGGGAGGAUACGUGAGUGGCCGAGCACAACAGCUAACUGUUACUAAAAGAACCAACGCCCUUGCCACCGGAAAGGACAGAGAGAAGGAAAAAGAAAGAGAAAGGGAGAGGAGAAGAGAUGAAGAAGACAAGGAUAAUAGAUCACCGACACCGCGAGUGGAUAGUAACGCUGGAACGCCUGCGUCUGCUACGCCGCCGCCUACUUUGAAUCCUCUUGUUGAAAAGCAACUAUCCGACUUAGCCGACGAAAUACGUAAACUGAAAUCGGUGGUCGUCAAGCAGGAAAACCGUAUUCGCGCGCUGGAAGCGACGGUAAAAUCUUUAAUACCACCCAUACCUUCUCCUGCCCCUGAUCAGCCAGACCACAAUCACGAAGAGAAUAUGGCGCCCGAUGAAGUGUGA
Pieris macdunnoughi is the source of this 1593-nucleotide messenger RNA. NCBI's taxonomy places the organism in Eukaryota, Metazoa, Arthropoda, Insecta, Lepidoptera, Pieridae. The record is from the annotation of a GenBank genome assembly.